Molecule: messenger RNA, 1479 nt
Organism: Paramecium tetraurelia
Lineage: Eukaryota; Ciliophora; Oligohymenophorea; Peniculida; Parameciidae
Exons: 2
Biological process (GO): protein phosphorylation
Molecular function (GO): ATP binding; protein kinase activity
Source: RefSeq, a predicted model, not a curated record
AUGAUUAAAUCCCAAAAUAACAAGCCCAUCAAUUUAACAUAGUCUAUCUUAGAAGACAGUCCGGAAUUUUGGAUUCAAAGACCUCAGAUGCUGAUCCAAUUCCAACUAUCAGAUGAACUCUCUGUUGUUAAUAGGAAUAGGUUCAUAUAAAAGACAAUAUAUUUGGGAGGUUACUAUCUGAAAUUUGGAGAUGAUGUAAGAAUUAUCUCAAUUAUUAAACAGAAAUUUCUCGAUGUUAGGAAUCUAUUUCUAGAGUUGGUGUACCAUCCAAGAACUUCUCAAUCAGGAUUUAGAUUAAGUAAAAACAAUGAAAAACUGGAUGUAUAUGGAGACAUCCAAAAUUGGGUUGAGGUCUUAAGAAAGUAUACAAUCUAAACAAAUUUGUAAUAAAAAUAUAAAAUAAUCAAAAAAAUUGGAGAGGGAAGCCAAUUGCAAGUUUUCAAAAUUAGAAAUAAACUAACUGGAUAGUUAAAUGCUGUUAGGAUUUAUGAUAAAUUAAAAUUGCAAAAUUCUCCAGCCUUCCUUGAGCUAGUCAAAAGGCAAAUUCAUAUCAAAAGGCAAUUCGAUCAUAAAAAUUUAAUUCGUCUAUUAGAAACCUUUGAGAGUGCGAACCAUCUCUAUGUAGUAGAAGAAUUGGUUGAAGGUGGAACCCUAGAAAGUAAGCUUUAAUCAACCACCUUUAAUUAAUAACAAAUCAUAUUCAUAGUGAAAUAAACCUUAAAUGGAUUGCAAGAGAUGCAUAAAAAAGGAUUAAUACAUGGCGAUGUCAACCUCAAGGCCAUAGGCUUCAAGAGCGAAUAAGACUUAGAUUCACUAUGCCUACUGCAUUAUUCCAAAGUGAUGUCGAUUAAUGCUGCCAGGAACUCAACCAAAAAAAUGAUGAGUCAAAGAAAUUCCUUAAAAACUGAUAAAACUCACGCCUCUGACCUACAAUAAUUGGGUAUUAUCUUAAUAAGGUUGCUUACUGGCCAUCAAUACAAUCAAUAUAAUUUACCUAGUCAAUUGGACGAUAUUAAAAGCAUGCUAAAUUUCUAAUAAAUUAGUAAGGAAUUAGAAAUCUUACUUUAACAAUUGCUAUUAAUUGAUUUUGAAUUGUAACUAAGUGAUACAAAUACACCUUUAGAGGUGUUAAAAAAUGAUAUAUUCAAGAAAUAAAUAGAGCCAUCUAAUUUUAUUCUCAAAUAUCAAACUUUAAAUGAGAUUAGAAGAUAAAGUGUGUAAAGCGAAAACGAAGAUGAAUCAAUGGAGAUUCGAUCGAGGGUUAAUACGUUGCCUAAUAUUUAAGAAAGAAAAAGCGACUCAAGAAGUUUAUCAAACAGAAUUAAAAAAAACAUAUUAUUACCACUAAAGAUAUCUAAAUUCAAUAGGAUUGAUAAUGGAGCCAAUCCACCCUCAUAAAACUCAUAAAGAAGACCAAGUAAUCUUUAUUAACUACCCAGGAUGAAUCUAAUGCCUAAGAUAAAGUAAAAAGUUUGGUGA